UCAGAAUGUUCCCAAUGCUUUCCGAGAAUUAUGCAAAAUUCAAGCGCUAUGUGAAAUGGCUGUAUUUCCUCUAUGAACUGAACACCCAAAUCGCCAUAUGUGAACCGUGGGAGAAGGUGUUUUGCAAUGUUCUUCUCGGCAGCUGCGUUUCUCUAAUCCUGUACGCUACAUUUGCCUAUAUUCCCGGCUACUGUUUGAGCGUUUUCCACCUGCUAUGGCCCCUGAGUGUGCAAAAUCUCACAAGCACAUGCCUUACGAAUAGCGAGGGUUUAUGUGGAAACGAAAGUGGGACGACAGUCUUAACAUAAUCUUAGUAUAACUUAUCUAUAAUAAUAAAUAAUU
Molecule: messenger RNA, 342 nt
Organism: Drosophila bipectinata
Lineage: Eukaryota; Metazoa; Arthropoda; Insecta; Diptera; Drosophilidae
Product: serine palmitoyltransferase small subunit A
Source: RefSeq, a predicted model, not a curated record